CCCUUUGAUUGAGUACCCCGCUUUCUAUCACAAUCACUCAUUCCAUCACGACAAACCCCAUUUUCCCAAACAAGAAAUCUUGGCAAAGCCAAUACCACUGAGACUAUCAUCACACCUUGUCCUCUAUCGAAUUGAUUUCUCUUCUUGUUUCAGUUACCGGAAUCCUAGCGUGAUUGACAGGAGGACCUAAUUCCGGUUAGUUUACAGUCUACGGUGACUCGUAACUUUUAUUUUGUUAAGUUGAGGUUUGUGAUUUUUGAAGCGGUUGUUGUGGAGCAGUAGAUGAGCUUGCGGCUGGGUUUGAGAUAAAACGGCAAAGGUUUCUUCACCGGAUGGAGGGAGGUAGCGUCUCUAGACUUACUUGUUCUGCUGCAGGGGUAUCCCAUGGAUUAUGAUGACAAUGAUUUUCAUAGCCAGAAUAAUCACUUAGCUGGUGAAGGGACCACCAAAUUUCCUCCGGUUUUACAGCCAUGUGCUCUUCCUAAGUUUAAUUUUGAUGACAGUCUUCAUGGACACUUAAGAUUUGAUAGUCUGAUUGAAACAGAGGUUUUUCUUGGUAUUCAGAAUAACGAGGAUAACCAGUGGAUUGAGGAGUUCUCCAGGGGAAAUAGUGGGAUAGAGUUCAAUACAAGCACUGCAGAGUCUUGCACUAUUUCUAGGCGCAAGAAUGUUUGGUCUGAGGCCACCUCCUCAGAAUCUGUUGAAAUGCUAUUAGAAUCUGUUGGGAAGGAAGAAAUUAUUCCCGCCCACCCUACAAUUAGAGAGUUAAAUGCCUGUGAUGAGCUAGGCUGUUUAAUAAAGCAGAUGGAACCCAGUUUGAAGAAAGAUAGUACCUGUCCACCUAAAUCAGGGGAUAUUACAGAUUUGUGCCCUAUAGUAUCACCAGAUGAAAUUCCAGGAAAUUUCUCUGGGUUAAAUCAGGAUGUAGGAGUGGGGCAAUUUCAUGUCGAGGGUACUUCACAAAGUCAUAAACCUGAAUCAUCUGGUGAUGGGACUUCUGGUGGCCUGGAGUUUAGUCAAAAGACUGGUGUGCCAAUGGCUGAGGGGGUUCAGUUUACAGAUGAUAAAAGUUGUUAUUUCAGUUGCGUGGUAGAUCCUUUGGAUUUUAAAUCCCUCACUAAUAGGAAAGAAGACAGUUCUGUUUCAGGGGUGCCAGAUAAACAAACAAUCACCUCUAUGGACAAUUUGGUUACUAGAAAUGCUGAGUUGAACAGUAAAGAUGACCUACAUCAAAUAAAUAUCAGUUAUUCUAGUCUAGAUGAUAUGCAGGCAGAUAGUGGUGUAGAGGGUAAGAAACAGCAGUUAUUAAGCCAAGUGGCCCUAGUUAAUGAUCAAAAUCUAAAUGGAACAGUGGUUGAAAGUUGUGAUUCUCACUUGGAGGAUGCGCUUCUUUCAGCCUCAGUGGAAAUUGCAGUGGAAGGCAACAAUGUAGAAGCUAGAAUGAGUAAUUUGGAUAAACCCUCUCAUUUAUUAUUAAAGGGGGCUCAUGACUUACCUGUGGUGGAAGGAUGCAGUGAGGGUAUUCAGUUGAGCACUGCUUCUCCGGCUAGAAAGUUAGAAGAUGUGGUCUUGUUGAAAGACUCAGUGAUUGAUGAUCAAUCUCAAGUAAGUACCUCUGAUGUAUCACCAAUGACCUCUGAAGGUUAUAGUAAUUUUGAAGGGCAUGAAGUUGAGGGCAGCAAAACCAAUACUGGAAUUGGUACCAAUUCAGAGCCAAAGAUGGAAUCUGUUGCUAUGUUAACAUGUGGACAGGAUGACACAGUCAACAAGGAGGAUUUCCUGGAGACUAGUUCCCAGUUGGAUGACAAGAACUUGGUCAGUCAACCUGAGGCCUCUUUGUUGUCCGUGGAUGGACAUAAAGCUUCAAAUAAUGAUGGAAAUGGAGACCACAGAGAGGUUGAUGUCUGCGAAUGUCAUGAAAAUGAUUCCGUUGAUAAAGAGGAGAGAGUGGGGUUUAAUCCUGAUCAUGUUAUUAUGGAGUCUGAAGUUGCUGGAUCAUCUAUUGUUGAUAAGGGCGUUGUUUCCUUAUCUUCAGCUGAAGAAAAAAAUGAAUUGGCAGUUGCAGAAAUACAACCCAAUGCUACUGUUGGAAAAGAAUUAGCAUCUUAUAUUACCUUGGAAAAUGCUAGCUCGGCAUAUUGUGGCGCAACAUAUGAUAUUCCAACACCUUUAGGAGAUGGCUGUACAACAGAGGCCAUUACUGAUCCCCAAGAGGUUCAACAAACAACUUCACCUGCAGUGACAAGUAGUCAUACAAAUAAAGAGGAAAGUGAAACCAAAAUUUCGAUGGAAGCAACCAAUUUGGAGUCAUCCUCUGAAGUUAAAAGAGAAGUUUGUCCCAUUUCUGCCUCUGAAAAAGGUGCAUCUUAUGACACUGCUGGACAGUUUUCAUGCAAGGCAGUUGAUUAUCCUCUGUCAGACGUGGAUGGUUGUAAUACUGAUAACCAAAUUGGGUCCCAAACAGCAGUAACCAACAAAUGUGACCUGGAGUGCAUAGCGGCAACUGAAAUAAGUUCUGUUAUCAGCGAUUCAACUAUAGGGAAGAGUGAUAGUGCAGAAGCACUAGUUACCUCUGAAAAGCAUGGGGAAGUGAUCGUAAAAGAACAUAAUAGAAAGGAAAUAGCAGGAGCUUCAGACUCAGUGUCAACAUUAAACAAAGAGAGGAAUCUUAUAUCCCUAGAGGAGGGCAUACCUGACACUAGCCAAGAAGUUCCGAAAGGACAUGAAGCUGUCUUCGCAGCUGCCGAAACAAGUUCUGGGGACAUUGUUGUGACGAUGACAGAUGAAUAUCCAUUAAAGAUCAUUGCGAGUUCUUCUACUCCUUCACCAUUUAAAUCUCAAGCUAAGCUCAAUGCAGUAGGGAGUGGAAGCAAUUCUAGAGAUGUUGAUAAAUUGACUUCCAGUGCCCCUGCUGCUGCUGUAUCUAUGGAGCUUUCUCAGAGAGAAACUGGACAGGAGCGAGUCGCUAGAUCCAUCAACCAAUAUGUUUCGGUGUCUCAGAUAAUUAAGGGUGAUACCAGCCAGGUUUUGUCUGUUCCUCAGGGGGAAAAGGGAAAUGAUGUCUCCAAGGGUGAUAGUAGCAUUACAUUUGAGGUCAGUUCUUUGGCAGAUUUGUCCCGUGCAGAAUCUGGCGAGAAGUUGCAUCGCCCUUCCAUCAAGCGAGCCAAGAAAAUAACCCCAAUUGUAGAGGGAUCUCCUUCGACUUCUGCUAGGGUCCAAUCAGAUCCUCGGUUUACUCAAGUUGUUACCCAGGCAAAUUUGAAGGUACCUGAUGGUUCUAAAGGUACUCCACGCCGAACCAGGCGAGCAUCUGGUGAAACCACAGGAAAAGAAAAUGCUAGAAAGGGAAGUUCUUCUAAAGAAACAACCCCUGUGAGACAAUUAGGAAAGGGAGAAAAAGCAAGCAAUGCUUCAGUGACGUCAUCAGGGAUUCAUCAGCUUCCACAAUCUGAUGAGAUACAACAUUAUGGGCAUGUGGAUAGCAUUGGCAGUGGUAUAAAACCAUUUUCUAUUGCUACUACGGCUUCUUGUUUGCUGGAUCGGAAUUCUUCAGCUUCAGUUUCUGCAUCUGUUGUGUUUCAUCAACCAUUCACAGACUUACAACAAGUGCAACUGCGCGCUCAAAUAUUUGUCUACGGAGCAUUGAUUCAAGGAACAGUUCCGGAUGAAGCAUAUAUGAUAUCGGCAUAUGGAGGACCAGAUGGUGGGAAGAGCAUUUGGGAGAAUGCUUGGCAUGCAUUCAUAGAGAGGCUUCAUGGUCAAAAAUCUCAUCUCAACCCUGAGACACCGUUGCAAUCACGUUCAGCUGCUAGAGCUCUUGAUAUAGCUAUUAAGCAAAAUGCGCUUCAAACUUCUGUUGGUCCAGCCAACAGUCAGGGUACUCCAAUGAUUUUCAACACCACCAUCCCUCACCCUUCCCCGCUAUGGAGUAUUCCCACACCUGGUGAUGCACUGCAAACAAGUGGCUUACCGAGGGGUGGAAUCUUGGAUUAUCAGCAGACACUUUCUCCAUUGCAACCUCAUCAAACUCCGCAUAUGAGGAAUAUUGCUGGAUCCUAUUCUGCUUGGAUAUCUCAGUCCCCAUUCACAUUGGUUGCUUCUCCACUGAACUCUGCAUUUGACACCAGUGUUCGUCCUCCAGUAUUGCCUAUCACAGAGGCAAUUCAGUUGGCUUCUUCAAGAGAGUCAUCAUUGCUACAAUCCUCAGGUGUUGAGCAUCUUUCAUCUGGUCCUAUUGUACAGAAUGUGACAUCAGCAAGCGUUUUUCCUGGCAUUUCUACGCUGCUUGAUGGGAAAAAGGUGGCAGGAUCAUCAGGACUGCAAUCCACUGGACCAAAGUCUAGAAAAAGGAGAAAGAAUUUGACCCCUGAGGAUAUUGGCCAGAAUGUAUUACAUUCUCAACCUGGCAUGGAAUCAGUCUCUGCUCCUACUGUUACCAAAAAUCUGCCUACUACUGUCCACAGUACAAACCCUACUACCUUUGUUUCAAAAGUCUCUGCAGAAAAACUUAUCACAUCUAUAUCUUCUACAUCCACUGAUCUUCUCACGAAAGAUGCAGAGCCAAGAGCAUUUUUGUCAGAGGAGACCCUUGGUAAAGUUAAGGAGGCUAAGGCACAGGCAGAAGCUGCUGCUGCUCUUGCUGCUGCCGCUGUUGGUCAGAGCCAAGAGAUGUGGAGUCUGUUGGUUGAACAGAGGAAUUCUGGGUUGCCUCCAGAUGUUGAAACUAAACUAGCUUCUGCAGCUGUUGCUAUUUCAGCGGCAGCAGCGAUUGCAAAGGCGGCAGCUGCUGCUGCCAAUGUUGCCUCAAAUGCUGCGUUGCAAGCAAAAAUGAUGGCUGAUGAAGCAUUUGUUUCCAGUGUUACAAGUAAUCCUAGUCAUUGUGAUGCAAUUUCUCUUUCAGAGACUGUGAGAGGAACAACAACUCCUGCGUCCAUCUUGAAGGGCGGAAAUGGUUCGAACAGCUCUAGUUCGAUCCUUGUUGCUGCAAGGGAGGCGGCCAGAAGAAGGAUUGAAGCUGCUUCAGCUGCCUCGAAACAAGCUGAAAAUAUGGAUGCUAUUGUAAAGGCUGCUGAGCUGGCAGCAGAAGCCGUGUCUCAAGCUGGUAAAAUAGUUUCUAUGGGUGAUCCUUUACCUUUGAGUGAGCUUCUAGCUACUGGACCUGAGGGUUAUUGGAAAGUGUCCCAUGUAUCUUCUGACCUGGUCAUGGUAUCAAAUGAUGGGGUUAGAGAACCAUUCCAUGUAGAUAGCGUCACAGACCACUUAAGAUUGGACCCAUUAGACAAGAAAGAAUACCAGAGCAGUAGCCAGGGAAUAUCACCUACUGUAAGAGAGACGCAUGCAGAGCAUCAAGGGUUAUUUGGUUCUGAUGCUGCUGGUGUAAAGGAUCCAAAAGGGCAGAAGGGGCAGAAGACAUAUGAUUCAGCUAAAACCAUUGAUGUGGUUCCUGAGUCUGAGAGUGGAUCAAUAUCUUUGAUCAACAUGCAAAAAGAAGCCACUGCGGAAGCCGUAGAAAAGAAAAGCAUAAAGGAGGGUUCCCAUGUAGAGGUUUUCAAAGAGGGGGAUGGAUUUAAAGAAGCUUGGUUUUCAGCCAAUGUGUUGAGCUUGAAGGAUGGAAAAGCUUAUGUUUGUUACACAGAACUUGCAUUGGAUGGAGUGCCAGAGAAGCUAAAGGAGUGGGUGGCACUCAGAGGUGAAGGAGACGUUGCGCCAAAAGUACGAAUUGCCCGUCCUAUUACUGCUAUGCCAUUUGAAGGAACAAGGAAGAGACGCAGAGCGGCAAUGGGGGAUUACUCUUGGUCUGUUGGGGAUAGAGUUGAUGCAUGGAUGCAAGAUAGCUGGUGGGAAGGAGUUGUUACUGAGAAGAACAAGAAAGAUGGAACUUUGUUGACUGUCCAUUUUGCAGCUCAAGGAGAAACAUCAGUUGUAAGAGCAUGGCAUCUUCGGGCUUCUCUCAUUUGGAAAGAUGGAGAAUGGACUGAAUGGUCCAAUUUAGGAGAAAAUGUGCUCUUUUCUCAUGAGGGUGAUACGCCACAGGAAAAGCGACCAAGGAUUGGGAGCCCUUCAAUGGAUGUCAAAGGGAAACAUAAGACAUCAAAGAGUGUUUCUGUUGUGGAAUCUGAUAAACCCGAUGACACAAGGUUGCUUGAUUUAUCCAUGAAUGAGAAAAUAUUCACUAUUGGUAAGAGCAUCAGAGAUGAAAAGAAACCUGAUACGCUCCGCAUGAUACGUACUGGCUUACAGAAGGAAGGAUCGAGAGUAGUUUUUGGUGUGCCUAAGCCUGGGAAGAAACGAAAAUUUAUGGAUGUAAGCAAACAAUUUGUAGCAGAUCAGAGCAUUAAAGUCAAUGAGUCUAGUGACUCUUUUAAUUUUGCGAAACACUUGAAGCCUCAGGGAUUGGGAUUCCGCGGGUGGAAAAAUACCAAUAAAAUUGAACCAAAGGAAAAGCAAUCGGCUGUGGCAAGGCCUAAGGUCCUCAAGUCUGGGAAACAGCAAAGUCUUCCAGGCAGAGCAGUUCCACAAAAGAACAAUUCAGUGAAUGCUGAAGUUUCUACUCAUGGAGACGCUGUUAAAGAUCAUGUUGCUAAGCCCAAGGAUUCUGUCACCCAGGAUGAGAGUACAUCAGGAAAGAAUAAUCUGUUGGUGUUUCAAUCUCUCUCUCACCCUGACAGAGCAGGAGAGGGGCCCAUAUUAUUUUCAUCAUUGCUGCCUCCAUCAGAUGCUCUUUCAUCAAAGAAAAAUUCCAUUGGGAAUUUAAAAUCUGAAAGGGCAAACAAAGGAAAACUUGCACCUGCUGGUGGAAGAUUGGGAAAAAUUGAGGAAAACAAGGUUUUCAGUGGGAAUUUUGUGAAGCCAACCUCUGAUGUUACUGAGCCUCGUAGAUCUAACCGCAGAAUUCUGCCAACAUCAAGACUAUUAGAAGGAUUGCAAAGCUCAUCGAUCAUUUCUAAAAUCCCUUCUGCAUCACAUGACAAAAGUCACAAGAGGAGUGCAUCGAGAGGUAAUAACCAUGGUUGAGAAGGGAUCCAGAUAAAGUAAUUAGUUAUCGAUGGUCCAGGAGUAGUUUUGUGCAUACCAACGAAAGAGGUGAAAGUUAUAUAUGGAAAUUAUUGUUUCCCUGGGUUUAUAGUUGUGAGAUGUAGUCGGUAGAUAUAGCUUGUAGAUUAUUCAGAAUUAUGAUUUUAUCUCCCUAGGUUUACCUGACAGGUGGUAUAUGGAAAUGAUUCAUAAUGUUUGGCUUGAAAAGCCGGUAGGUUUUGCAGAUGAUUAUGUGCUACAUGGUAUGCUGGCUUCACUGAUGAGGUUCGACAUCUAAUUUGUAUUGUAUUAUGGAGGGAAGAUGCGGUUUGGUUUGAGCAAUGGAAGGAAAACCUGCUCAUUUUGUGAUUUGAACAAUCAUUAAUCUGUAUGUGGUCCAGAAAUCCAUUUAGUAAUGAAACCUUUAUAUGUUGCUUUA
Messenger RNA from Tripterygium wilfordii, 7453 nucleotides. RefSeq lists its product as uncharacterized. The coding region runs from base 385 to 7014 and encodes 2209 amino acids. The transcript has 16 exons. The record is from RefSeq and is a predicted model, not a curated record. NCBI's taxonomy places the organism in Eukaryota, Viridiplantae, Streptophyta, Magnoliopsida, Celastrales, Celastraceae.